AUGCCAACAAUAAAAUUUGGACAAGCGACAAACUCAAUUUUCAAUGUUAGUCGGACCAAAUAUGGAGAGAAGCGAGUUUAUGUUCCUCCACAUGGUUAUGCUUCUGCAGCUAGCGGGUGGUCUCCCACAGGCUACCUUCACCCUAGUGGCAAUUUCAAAGAGAUCGUAAAGGAAAACGCAUCGAGGAGUUCCAAAAAGCGAAACUCCGCGGUUUCACGAUACGGGAGCUUGUCGACUUUGAUAUAUGCAUUUCUUUCUGAAAUGCAUACUUUACCAUUUUUAGAUGCAUUGCUCUUAGGGCCUCGAAAACCGGUGAGUCGAGGGAGAUCAACCAUUCCGCUUCCGGACGGUCUUUAUACAUUCUGGCGCAGAGAUCAACAAGCUAGGACUGCAAAUGGUUCUGAAGAAUGCGAGAAGGCUUUUACUGCAUAUUUGAAAUCGUUACAGGAAAGACUAAUACGGGGGUUUGCCGCGGGUUACCGUAUGCCAUGGGAUGACGCUCCUAUAAAAACCAAUUGUCUUGGUGUUACUCACCUCGGAGAGAAUAGUGAAGAGAAAGCAGGUGCCCAAUAUUACUUAGCAAUUACUAUGAUUCAUGAAUUAACGCAUGCAAUUGGUUUUAACUUUUUUGACGAUCCUGAAGUCAAGCUUCGCUAUGGAUACGAACCAUAUUUCGAGAAUUCACCUCAGUGUGAAUUGGGGUUUGAAAUGGAAAACAGUGUUUUUGGUGGUAUCAUCGAACCAGUCUUCAAGGCACCUGCAGCUCUGCUCGCAUAUUGGAUGGCUUCCAGUUAUCCCUGUUGGUUUCAUAUGCACAUACGAACUCCGGAAACAAUGGUUUUGGAUUUGGUUGCGGAAUAUAAUGAUGUGCUAUAUACUUACUUUAUCCCGAUUCAAACUUUCGAGGAUAUGAGAAAGCUGAGCUUUUGGGAUACUGUUAUUCGGCGGUACGGCUUCUCAGCUGAUUGGACGGACUACGAUGAAUUCAAUGCUCCCCAAUUGGCGUUGAUGAAAACAGCUAGAUUCUCGUUUCACGAAGGGAAACAACAAGCUAGGAUUAAAGAGUUAGCCGAAUCGGUAGAGCUGUACAACUCAAAACAAUUUUCACCUUCAAGAAAGACAGCUUCCAAAGUUUUAGACGAUAUAAUGGCAAGCGCAUCAAAAGAAGAAAAAUUCUACGACUUCACUCAGGAUGCUGCUGAUGCAGGACAAGGUGAUAAAGUAGCGUUACUACUUAUCCCAAAGCUCGAGCAAGCAGUAUUAGCCCACAAAGAAACUUUCCAUCUCCUAGAGGCCUCGGAAGCGUUCAGACAUGAAAAAUUUCGAGAUCGUCGCGCCACGCUUUUCCGUUGGAAUGUCGAUGAGAUUGUAAUCGCAACUCUUGAACAACUCGUUCAGCUCCUUGCCCAGCUCGAAGAUGUACGCUUGGAAUUAUUCCCCCCAUUACCUACUUGGACAAUUGGACAUGAAUAUAAGGCCGAGGGAAUCGAGGAAUUGAAAAAAUGGCCCGAGAAUUUCUUUGCAGGAGAACUUGCAGAACUGGAUUUCGUGUAUCUUCUCUACACUGCAGCGUUGGAACCUAAUUUGAGUAGAUGCCGUACUUUGGCAGGAAACAGGAUGCAGGAAAAUUUGGGUUCGUCGCCGAUGUCGUUUUAUUGUCGCUUUUUGUGCAUGACGCAGGUGCUAGUGUGUAGUGAUGAGUGGAUGGAGAGGAAGUGGGAAGAGAGAUAUCAAGUGAUAGGAGAAAAGUUGCAGUGGUUGAAAUUCAUGAGGGAGGGGUGUAUGGAGUUGUGGGGGAGUACUUUUGAGGUGUGGAUGCGGUGGUAUGAGGCGAGGAGAAGGAAGGUGGAUGAUGAGAAGGCGGCUGAGGAGAUGGCGAGGUUGUCCAGGGAGAACUCGGAGAGAGGGAGGAGGAAGAGGAGGGAGAGAUUUUAG
Botrytis porri is the source of this 1935-nucleotide messenger RNA. RefSeq lists its product as uncharacterized. Lineage: Eukaryota; Fungi; Ascomycota; Leotiomycetes; Helotiales; Sclerotiniaceae. Bases 1 to 1935 code for a protein of 644 amino acids. The record is from RefSeq and is a predicted model, not a curated record. The transcript is spliced from 9 exons.